Messenger RNA from Lacerta agilis (Sand lizard), 2400 nucleotides. RefSeq names its product angel homolog 1 (gene ANGEL1). The coding region runs from base 86 to 2107 and encodes 673 amino acids. The transcript has 10 exons. The record is from RefSeq and is a predicted model, not a curated record. Gene Ontology annotation, molecular function: 3'-5'-RNA exonuclease activity. NCBI's taxonomy places the organism in Eukaryota, Metazoa, Chordata, Lepidosauria, Squamata, Lacertidae.
CGCUCCCAAUCAGCCCGCUCGAGCCUCGCUGAGGCGGAGUCGGGCUCGCGCGUGGCCCACAGCUGGGAGGGGAGGCGCGGGCGGCAUGAUCGGGACCGUGCUCUGUUACGUGCUGCUGCCCGUGGCGCGGCUCCUGCGGGCUUUCCGAGAUGCUUUCUUUACAUGUCGAAAGAACGUGCUUCUGGCGAAGAGCACGACCACCCAUAUAGAUGGUCUAUCUGCUCCCAUCAGUGGGAAGCCUGUCUCAGAGGAGCAGCAAGCCCUGCUGCAGCAGUGGCUGGAGGAAGGUGCUGGUGAGGUCCAUGCCAGUGAGAGUGCUUCAAAACCAGAGAAGGUGCCCACGAUAUCAGAUGCUGAGUGGCUGGAAGGCCCAGAGCUACUGAUGACAAGCUUAAGCGACCUGAAUGUACCACCACAAUCUGGUGGCCAGGAGCAGCUGCCAAAUGAGGUCCAGAUUGAGACGUCUCCUGGACUACAGGAAUUUGUAGAAGUGACAGGAAGUUUACCCGCAGAAGAAAGGGAGGCCUUAGGUGACAAUGCUUUAUGGGCAGCAGUAAGGACACAGGCUGAUCUUCAGAUGGUUGAAGCUGCUCCUCUGUCUACAGAAGUGUGGAUUGAAGACCCUGCAGUGUUAGCCUGGAGUCCUGCCCAGGAGACAGAUGUGGGACCAACAGAGGGAGCAGUAUGGCCUUUUCAGAAUGCUGGUCAGUUUCAGCCACUCCCACUAGAGAUACCUUAUCAUGAAAUUCUGUGGAGGGACUGGGAAGAUCUUUAUGCUCAGGCUUGCAUCCCAGAGUUGAGCUCAGAGGCUGGUUCUUUAUUUGAAUUCAGAGUCAUGUCGUAUAACAUUCUGGCCCAGGACCUGAUAGAACAGAGCCCUCAUCUUUACAUGCAUUGCCAUCCAGACAUUAUGAACUGGAGCUAUCGCUUUACAAAUCUCUUACAGGAGAUCCAGCACUGGGAUCCUGAAAUUCUUUGUCUCCAAGAAGUUCAGGAGAAUCACUAUUGGGAACAGCUGGAACCAACACUUACGAUGAUGGGCUUUGCCUGCAUCUACAAGCGGAGGACAGGCAGGAAGACAGAUGGUUGUGCAAUCUGCUACAAGCAAAACAAGUUUCAGUUGAUAAGUGCUAGUCCUGUUGAAUACUUUCGGCCUGGUUUGGACAUCCUCAACAGGGACAAUGUGGGUCUGGUAUUAUUGCUACAACCUUUACUCCCAGAGAGCUUGGGAGACAAAUCAGUCAGCCCCUUGUGUGUGGCAAACACUCAUGUGUUGUAUAAUCCCCGUCGGGGCGAUAUCAAACUGGCUCAGAUGGCUCUGCUCCUAGCCGAGGUAGACAAGACUGCAAAAAUGGCUGAUGGCAAUUACUGCCCUAUUAUCUUAUGUGGUGACCUGAACUCUGUGCCUGACUCACCACUAUACAAGUUCAUUCGGAAUGGCCAGUUGUACUACCAUGGAAUGCCAGCCUGGAAGGUGUCUGGACAGGAAGACUUCUGUCAGAACCCACACCAGAGGAAACUGCUGACUCCCCUGUGGCCCAGCUCUCUGGGGAUUACAGACAGCUGCCAGUAUGUCAGUCUUUGCCAAAGCAAGAAGUCAGACAGGCGCAAAUACAGCCGUGACUUCCUGCUUCAGUUCCGUUAUUGUGAUGUUGCAUGUGAGCGACCUGCAGAUCUGAUCCUGUUGGAAGGUGUGACGGAUGCCAUGCCAGACCGUCCUGCACAUUGGCCUAAGGAACUCACUGUAGUGAACAACUCUGAUCCAGAUCUGUGUUACUCAAGGUAUCCAGGAAGUAUCCAGCAUGGCCUCAACCUGACUUCUGCCUACAGCCACUUCCUGCCUGAGAGAGGUUGCCCUGAGAUUACAACCAUGCCAAUGGGUGUCGGGGCCACAGUGGAUUACAUCUUCUAUUCAGCAAAGCCUGUCAAGAGUGAUAAUGAAGAAUGUCGCAGGAUGUACCAAGAUGGAGCCCUAAAGCUGCUUGGCCAUCUCUCCCUCCUCUCUGAAGACAUCCUUUGGUCAGCAAAUGGCUUGCCAAACCCUUUCUGUUCAUCUGAUCAUCUUUGUCUGCUGGCCAGCUUUGGCCUACAGAUCUCUGACUUCUGAUCAUGUGCCAGAUCACUAGGACUCUCGCAAGAGUUGGUCUGAAUGGGAAAAUCAUGCCGUUGAAGUUUACAUUAGCUAUCUUUAAAAAAAGCAAAAGCUAUUUAUCUUCCCCACCCUCACCCCUCCCCUUUUUGAGAAGUCCUUGUUCGUUUCUCCCACACUUCUUUUUUCAUGAGGAAAUAACUUGAGUUCACCCAGAAUGCUACAGUGCUCCACUGCCAGUUUAUGGCUGCUGCACCAGCUUUUUUUUUCUCUUUUAACAAAGUGUAUCCCGCCAGCGAAUUAGCAGAUUU